AAAGAUCGAAACGAUCUAGCCCGCUUCUACAACAACAAACAGUUCUCAGAUGUCGUUGUCAAGUACGGCGAGAAUAGAUUGUACGCACACAAGAUUAUCCUUGCGGAACAUUCUGUAUAUCUUGCAAGAGCUUUUCUUGGCCUGUUCACAGUCGCCUCAAGCUCUAUCAUUGAUCUAGGAGAUGAAGACGAUCCUGAGAUGAUUCGCGAGAUGAUACGAUCAAUGUACGUUCGCGAUGACACACUCAGCUACUCCGUGCCUCAUCCGGACGAGAGGUCCCUAGCAAUGCUGGUUGAUACGUUUAUACUCGCCGACAAAUAUGACCUUCCGCAGCUACGUCGCAAGACUUCUCAUGCAUUCAAGGCUAGAUUAUCUCACGAUUACUCCCGCAAUGCAGACGAGUUUGUUCGGUUCAUCAUAGCGAGGGUCUGCGGGCCUACUGCCUUCCAGUUUGCCGACAAAAACUUACAGCGCUCGAUUAUAGAGCAUUGUAAGAUGCAUCUUACAGAUCUACUACAAGACCGGCGAUUUGUCGAGCAAUACACUGAAGGGAUACUGUUCGACAGCGAAUCUGCCCUGGCUUUCAACCUCCACGUGGGUAAGAGCGCGCUUGAGAGUAAUGGUUCCGUCACUACGCUGACCAAAGACUAUGAACCGAAGAUGAAUCCGUCUCCUACAAGGUUGGUACUGGAGUUUGAUUGCAGCAAUCUGAAUGAC
Aureobasidium vineae is the source of this 717-nucleotide messenger RNA. NCBI's taxonomy places the organism in Eukaryota, Fungi, Ascomycota, Dothideomycetes, Dothideales, Saccotheciaceae. The record is from the annotation of a GenBank genome assembly.